UCAAGCUGUGAGGACGCAUUUCUUCUAGUGACAAAGUGAGAAUUGGGAUUACGCGGCAUGUUAGCGGGGAAUUUAGUGGCUGUCUAUUUACUGGCAAGUUUUUGCCUGGCACAAGCAUAUCCGGCCUUGCUUCCAUAUAUCUAUAAUCCUUCGAAGCGCAGUGACUCGGUAUUUCCAGAAAUCGAAGACGAUGUCGAUGAACUGGAUCAGUUGCGUGUGUCAAGCAAACGACAACCAGAUGGCAGCAGCACCACCACAACCACCACUAAUGAGAGUGUUGAGGAAGUACCUUCGGUUCCAAAUCCCAAUAUUUUACCCGAUUUAGAGCGACAGCUUGAAGUAGCCACACCAUUGAUAUCGACAACAACAACCACUAGCACAUCGGCCACAACUACAACAGGGACAUCCAAAGAGGAAGGCGAACGAUCCCAAUUGGAAGAACCAAAGACGGCCAAUAAGCCAACUGUAGUCGCGGAGCCGACAGUUCAUUCUAAGUGUAUAUCCACGAAACCACCCAAAAAUCAACAGGCAUUUUACGGCGCAGCUCGUCUAGCGUUUGGUCAGAAUCCCGAGGUGUUACCCACAUCAUCGACAACCUCUACUACGACUACAACGGUGGCAACAACCACAACAACGGCUACGACUUCGCCAGCUACCGAACAACCUCCCGAAAAAGAUGUUGUGGAUGUUGUGGCCGGUGAACCGGUAGCCGAGCUGGAAUCGGCCGUGGCAGAAACCGAACUCACCGCUCUGGCGCCCACUAAGCCGGCUGUGCAGCAUAAUCAUAAUCAUGAUCUCAAUCGGGAGACAAUCGGAGAUAUACUAAUUGACGAACUGGAUGCCAUGGCCAAGACUAAAACCAGCGAGCGAAGAUCCAGUCCGGCCCACCAAAUGACGGCCAAGACUGCUCAGAGUUUGCUGCGAAAUCCCAAUGGCCAGUACUCAUCGUUCGAUAUGGCCCAAUAUGUCUUUUGGACAGGCGAUGAAACUGGCGUGGCCAGAGCCGUUGAAGAACUGAUUAAAGAGAAUCUGAUCACCAGGGAGAAUGCUUUGAAAUUCUUACGCGACAUUCGGUUGGGUAUUGAGUUUCUUCAACGAUCCUACGAUAAUCGCAUCUUUCCCGAAGAACUGCGUCAAAAUCAUUUGAAGCGUAACAGUCCGCCCAGCACUGCAGCAACUACAACCACGUCCACAACAAGCACAACAACAACCAGUACAACAACUACAGAGAAACCGUUUCCAGAUGUCCACGAAUCGGAUAUUUCUCCAGAUGUUAAUGCAAUGCCUGUCCCAGUCUCAGUACCGGUUCCAGUGUCUCUUAAACAAUUGGAUAGCCUAAGCUUUUGGAAUAAACUCAAGCAGAUGGACAAUGAUGCCCAGCAAGAUCUAACAGAUUAUGACGAAGGCCGGGCUAAAAUUGUAGAGUACUUAUACAAUGAAUACUCUUUGGAGGAGAUCUUAUACAAAUUGGCAAAGGUAAUGUUCUCUCAGUCUCUGGCCCAUGGUUCUGAUGAGGCCCAAAUGGAAUUACAGAAAUUAACCGAAUUUCUAGAGCAUGAGGGUAAUCUUGGCGUCAUCCCAGUUGAUUUGCAAAAGAAAGUUUUGCGUGUCCUACUGACCGCCUUGUCGGACACAUUGUCCGAGCAUCCAGAGCUGUUGCCUGCAGCGCGUGUUAACUUGGCCAAUCCAUAUUACAGGCUUCCAAUGCAAACUCCAAGCCAAUAGAUUGGCAAAUUAUCAGAAAUCUAUAGAUACAUACAUAUAUAUCUACAACUAGUU
This is a messenger RNA of Drosophila willistoni, 1779 nucleotides long. RefSeq names its product cell wall protein DAN4. Lineage: Eukaryota; Metazoa; Arthropoda; Insecta; Diptera; Drosophilidae. Bases 58 to 1725 code for a protein of 555 amino acids. The transcript is spliced from 9 exons. The record is from RefSeq and is a predicted model, not a curated record.